CCUCGCGGCCAGACAGUCUCCAGCCCUCAGCUCCUGUAUCGGAGUGAGGAGAAGGAAACAGGAAGUACGCGUUAUACUGAGCGAGACGAGGAGGGGUAGGCAGUGAGCUAUAUAUUCUUAUACAGAGACUCAGAGAUGCGCGCCUGUCCCAGAUUAUGCUGAAUAUCCGUUCAGGUGGACACAAAAACACAGUAAAGAUGGCGAAGAACUGCAUUGAUGGUCGCAGCGCUGUAGCCCAUACGACUUUCUAGAUGAUCGUACUUGCUCUGAUUGCUUUUUAUGCUAGCAGAAGCCUUCUACAAGGUUUUCUGUUGCGGUUUGGGCGCCCUAGAGUGUGUUUAAAUGAACAGUUGGGGACCACGGAGAUGGGGAACACCUGUGUAUGCAGAGAAGAUAGUGGGGCUGAGGACAACGUUGAUUCUUCGAGUCAGCAAGCCGAGACCCGCAUUGUACCUGUUAGUGAAUCACGCAGCCGGCCAAGGGACCCCGUCAGGACUCCGCGGAGAGGCCGUGGCCCGCAUGAGCCGCGGAGGAAGAAGACUAAUGUAGACAGCCUGGUGCUGGAUACUUUGGCUGUAAUCAGGACACUUGUAGAUAAUGACCAAGAACCACCUUAUUCCAUGAUUACGUUGCACGAGAUGGCAGAAACCGAUAGCGGAUGGCUAGAUGUGGUCCAGUCGCUAAUUAGAGUCAUUCCAUUAGAAGAUCCGCUGGGUCCGGCUGUCAUAACCUUACUACUGGAUGAAUGCCCCCUGCCAACAAAAGAUGCCCUCCAGAAACUAACUGAAAAGUUACAUUUAAGUGGGACCACCGCAAUCCAGGAUGCCUGCAAUCCGGCCAAGCACCGCAACACAACGGCAGUAUUAGGGUGUUUAGCUGAGAAGCUGGCAGGGCCUGCUAGCAUCUCUCUAUUAAGCCCUGGGAUUUUGGAGUAUUUAUUAGAAAGUCUGAACGUCAAAUUCCAUCCCAUGGUCAUCCUGUUUGCACUUAUAGCACUGGAAAAGUUUUCACAAACCAGUGAAAAUAAAAUGACUGUUUCUGAGUCGCGGAUUAGCGAUCGUCUUCUCUUGCUAGAGAGCUGGACAAAUAAUGGAGACUUUUUAAAGCGCCAAGUUGGAUUUUGUGCCCAAUGGAGCCUAGACAACCUGUUUUUAAAAGAAGGAAGACCACUAACAUACGAGAAAGCAGACUUAACACCAAUUAACGCCAUGCUUAAUAGUAAUGAUGUCAGCGAAUACCUCAAGAUCUCUCCUUAUGGACUAGAAGCCCGAUGUGAUGCUUCGUCCUUUGAGAGUGUUCGCUGCACAUUUUGCGUGGACUCUGGUGUCUGGUACUACGAAGUCACCGUUAUCACUUCUGGAGUCAUGCAAAUAGGCUGGGCCACCAAAGACAGCAAAUUUCUCAAUCAUGAAGGAUACGGUAUUGGGGAUGAUGAGUAUUCCUGUGCAUAUGACGGUUGCAGGCAGCUGAUCUGGUAUAAUGCAAAAAGCAAAGCACACCAACAUCCCUGCUGGAAAGAAGGCGAUACUGUGGGGUUUUUAUUAGAUCUACACAAAAAGUUGAUGAUUUUCUCUUUGAAUGGGAACCAGCUUCCUCCUGAAAAACAAGUUUUUUCUUCUGCAACGUCCGGGUUUUUUGCCGCAGCAAGUUUUAUGUCUUAUCAGCAGUGCGAGUUUAACUUUGGAGCAAAACCCUUUAAAUAUCCGCCUGUGAGCAAAUUUAGCACUUUCAACGAAUAUGCUGUUCUAGCGCCGGAGGAAAAAGUCAUAUUGCCCAGACACCGGCGAUUAGCUCUAUUAAAGCAAGUGAGCAUCCGAGAAAACUGCUGUACGCUUUGCUGUGACGAGAUUGCAGACACCGAAUUAAAGCCCUGCGGCCAUAGCGAUCUCUGCAUGGACUGUGCCUUGCAGCUGGAGACGUGUCCAUUGUGCCGGCAAGAAAUCAAAACCCGCGUGCGACAGAUUGCUCACAUUUCUUGACAGUUGCGGAAUAAAAGCAGGAAUUUCAUUCAUUUUUUUUUUUUUUUUUUUUUUUUUUUACGGAAGGGGUCUUUUUUUUUGUUGUAUAUGCUUAAUUUCACAGAAGGGGCCAUAUUUUCUAGCAACAAAUGAAUCUGCAAAAGAACAAAGGAAGAACCCUUUGCAGAAUCCAGAAAUGAUUUACAAAGUACAAGCUACUCGCCAGACACUUGUCACCAUGGUGAGAAAGUGAACACGCUGUGCCGCCACAUUGGGAUAAAUAAAUAUGAAAAAUCCCCCAUCUGGGAAACGCAAAGCACGAAAAA
Messenger RNA from Spea bombifrons (plains spadefoot toad), 2284 nucleotides. It is a transcript of the gene RSPRY1, whose product is annotated as ring finger and SPRY domain containing 1. The transcript has 16 exons. Lineage: Eukaryota; Metazoa; Chordata; Amphibia; Anura; Pelobatidae. The record is from RefSeq and is a predicted model, not a curated record. The coding region runs from base 252 to 1979 and encodes 575 amino acids. Gene Ontology annotation, molecular function: protein binding; ubiquitin-protein transferase activity. Gene Ontology annotation, cellular component: cytoplasm.